Molecule: messenger RNA, 3002 nt
Organism: Nylanderia fulva
Lineage: Eukaryota; Metazoa; Arthropoda; Insecta; Hymenoptera; Formicidae
Source: RefSeq, a predicted model, not a curated record
UGUGCGGUGUUUGCACGAUUAGGUUACGCGCUGCUCGACGCGAAAUGACGUUUCUCGCGUGUAAAUAUCGCUCGUCGUGAGAGUCUCUCCUCGAGGAUGAGCCGCGCGUGAUCCACGUAGCUCGCUGUUCUCGUAGCCGCGCUCAAGAGAGAGAAAGAGAGAGAAAGAAAAAAAGAGAGAGAGAGAGAUAGACACCAGGAAGGACUAAAUCAGACUAAAGACUAGGGAGAGACAGUGGUGCGAGCUCUCUCUCUCUCACACACAACGACGUCUCCGCGAAGGAUCCCGCGCGCAAGCCUUGACAAGCAAGACUCCGUGCGUGCGUGCAUUAAAGUGAGACUAUGAACGAUUAUUACCGCCUCAGAUAUGACAUUAAGUGACGCCAGUAAUCAGAAAUUACAAUGAUUGGUGCGGCCUGUAGUUUGGAAGAUGCGUGUCAGCAGGCUCAGGAUAUGAUUAAUCAAGUACCCAGAUCUUGGAAAAAUGCGAUAGGUCCAGAUUCUUGCUUAAUAUCGAAUAAAUCAUUGCCCUCACAGAAGAAAGAGCAGAGUCACUCCAGGCACAGCAUCCAGUCCAAACUCACCAGACUCUACUUUGAAGAACUCUCCAAGGUUCCUCAUGCAACCCCAGAUUCCGUUCUGAACAAUCUUGAGAAUGAGUGCGACCUUUUGGGGCGAUUAGUGCAACGAGAAGGUUUACAUACAUUAAUUGUUAAUCUCUAUGCUGGUAAUAAAGGAUACUCAUUAGCUGUAAGAAAUAGUGAUAAGGGGAAUCAGUAUGAUAAAAAUUCAUUACUAGCCGAGACUCAACUCAUGGGUUACGAACAGGGUGAACUACUUUCGUGCAUAGAUAAUGGUCAACUGCCGGCGAUGUUAGCCGAACAAUUAGAAUCCAAUUAUUCACAUUUAUUUUACGAUGGUUGCAUAAUCGCUGAGGUCCGAGAUUAUCGAAAGUCAUUCUCUCAUAACAGAGCCGAAGUUCAUCAUGUACUUCUUAAACCUACGACACAGAGCGUACUUUCGGAUGUGUCGACGCUUACAAGUGACGGAGAUUGGAGCCACGAGGAGCGGUUAAUGUUAGAAUCACAUAUAGUGGCAGCUACUCAAGGACCUUUAUGCUUAGAUCCGAAUCCUAUUCCCACCUUAGCUAGUACAAGAAUUAAACAAUCUAAAUCACUACUUACCGAUUAUCAGCUCAUGCGACAAGCCAAAAAGUUCUCUCAGGUCACAGUGACGAAAAGAAAAUUGGAACAGUUAGCCCAGUCGGAAGGACAAACGAUGCAGGAGUUAAUGCAGAAAUACCGUUCGAAAAGAAGAGGAUUAGCGACAAGCACUGCCUGCCCACCGCCUUUUCUCAGCCCUCCUCUGCUUCCACCAUCUUCAGCAAUCGAAGUUUUAAGAUAUGCAAAAGCAUACGAACGGCAAGAAACGAUAGACUGUACGCCACAAGUUAUAGAAGAGUAUAUAUUAGAACCUGCGGAAAGUCAAGAUUACAUAAAGCUCUCGAUCCUUCAAAGACCUGCUACUUCCGAGUGCCUUGGAGAACUUUAUAUGGAUAAAAAUCAUCGUGACGGAAAAAAGAAUGGUUCUUCUUGCCGGUUUACAUUAGGAACCAGAACCAUAGCGAAUCAUUACUAUCAGCAGUUUAAAGAAAUAUUCACAGAGGAGGGUAGGAAGAAUGUGAGAAUAAGACAUAUUAUACCAGGAGCUGUACCAGGACAGACUCGUAUUACAUGUACACCUAGCAUGCAGCGAGCACAUCAGCAGGCGCAACAAGCGAAAUUAGCGGCUCGACAAUUUCAGCAAAUUCAAUCGCAACAGAUGGCACAGCAGCAAAUCCGCUCGCCGCUUCAGAUGCUAUCGCGGGCCCAGCAAGGACAACUGAAUACUCUGACCGGUCAGGUGGCCUCGAUGAAAACUAUGACGGAAGCCAGCACCUCUGUACAAAAUAAUCUCUGCGUAGACUCUGCAAAUAUGCCGCAAGUUAUUCCUCAGAACGAUGCCACCGUAUUGAGUUCAGGCCAGUCUUUGGCCAACGGUGGCCCCAACGCGUCCACCUCCGUGCAGGUCGAUAAUUCUUCUACGAUAGCAGUAGCUGACAACGCUUGUAACGGCUCCGGCAUCCUGGUUUUUCAACAAAAAUCGAGUGGUACUAUUAAUAACGCGACAUCCACUAAUGUUCCGGUCUUGCAAGCGCAAUUGCAAGCAGGGACACAGAAUUGUAUAAGUGAAACUGCCAAUCAGAACCAAAAUGAGCCGCCGUUCAAGAAACACUCGACUAAUCCGGCAAUAUGUGCCCUCGUCACUUCCCUCAUGAAUUCCGCGAAUCAGUUCCAACAACAAGCCGCAGCCAAUGCAGCAGCCGCAGCUAUGAACAACAACAAUGCGCAAGCUACAAAUAAGUCCAGCAACGCCACGAUCCUUAAUUUAUUAAAUAGUCCUACAAAUUUGGCUCAACAGAAAGUUCAACCGCGAAAGAUUUCUCUCAAUGCUUCCAUCCCAUCCAGAGUUUUUAGUCAGGGCAAUGUGAUCAACGUACCUAGCACUACGGGUCAGGUACGCGUGAGUUUGAAUUCCGCUUUAACCGGACAGCUAGGGUGCAAGCAACAAUCUAUGAAGACGACCACCGUGAGACUCGCGCGAGUGCAAGAUUCCACGUCUACGCUUGGCUUAUCAAUGCCGGGACUUUCGGCCAUGCUUGCUGGCACGCCGUCGGCAGACAAUCCGAUACCCGGGAUGAAUUCGGCUUCGUCCCUGCUUGAGCGGCUCAACGCCUCUUCCAGUCAGAGCAGUCAACCAGCAAGUCCGAUGACCAGUCCGUCACCGACUAAUGUGAAUCUACAAGGCGUGAACCUCACUAGUCUGCCGAACUCCAUCAACGGCCUGCAAAACGUUCAGGUAUCGUUUUCGAGUUUGUCGCAACCCAUCACGAUGUCAUUUCCGAGCUCUGCGGGGCACCGUCACCCUGUCCUCGUCUCCCUGCCUAUCUCGUCCGCUACAAAU